AAGAAACACAUAACACUGCACAUUUAGUUGAACAGAACUGCAAGACAGACCAUGUAUGUAUUAGUCUUCAUAGGACUGUUCUCUUUAGUCACAGGUGUCGCCGGACAGAAGAGGCAGGAUGAGCAUUAUUUUAUGGAGAACAAUUGCUCGAUGUCAGACCGAAGCGCUAGCUGCCCAUACGGAUUUUGUUGCGCGUAUGACGAGUUUUUCCGCAUCCUCUACUACUGCAAAAAGCUUGGCACCGUAGGCAAAUCGUGUUCCACUGUGUCCAGCGAUUCUGAUUGUCCCUGUGAAGAGGGCCUCACCUGUGUCCCCACCGUCCACGGGAGUACUUUUGUUACUAUUUAUGGACACUGCCAGAAGCCUGAUUCCUCCGCUAGUCCUGGAACGACGAAUAAUGGCCAUCACGUACCAAUAGUUGGAUGAUAUUUCUGAAAUAUACUUGAGAUAAAAUCUGU
Molecule: messenger RNA, 458 nt
Organism: Saccostrea cuccullata (small rock oyster)
Lineage: Eukaryota; Metazoa; Mollusca; Bivalvia; Ostreida; Ostreidae
Exons: 2
Coding region: 52-426 (124 amino acids)
Source: RefSeq, a predicted model, not a curated record